Messenger RNA from Corythoichthys intestinalis (scribbled pipefish), 2921 nucleotides. RefSeq names its product oocyte zinc finger protein XlCOF6.1-like. Gene Ontology annotation, biological process: regulation of transcription by RNA polymerase II. NCBI's taxonomy places the organism in Eukaryota, Metazoa, Chordata, Actinopteri, Syngnathiformes, Syngnathidae. The coding region runs from base 50 to 1243 and encodes 397 amino acids. The transcript has 2 exons. Gene Ontology annotation, cellular component: nucleoplasm. The record is from RefSeq and is a predicted model, not a curated record. Gene Ontology annotation, molecular function: RNA polymerase II cis-regulatory region sequence-specific DNA binding; DNA-binding transcription repressor activity, RNA polymerase II-specific.
ACAUCAUAAGCUAAUCUUCGUCUCAGCAUUCAGAAAUCAAGUGGGGAAAAUGUCCGCGAGACCGGAGGAACUUUAUGGAGUGAAAGAGGAGCCCCAACGUCACCGACCCUCGACUAUGUGCAAACUAAUGCACGCUAAGGUUCUUCUUCUCAGACUGGAAGGUUUCAAAGGAUAUCUUGCUGAGCGGCCGGAGCUAGAAUCUCCUGGCGUUAAAGAGGAUGUUGAGCUCCCCCAAAUCAAAGAAGAGGAGGAGCCAGAGCCCUGUCAACAGAAGCAACUUCCAAUCAAAAAGGAGGAGGAAGAGGACGAGCAUAUCACUAGGUCAAAUGGUGAGCCCUUGAAGAGUGAAGAUGGUCCGAGUGAGGCUGGCAGAGAGGCGGUGCCUCCAAGCGGCUGCAGCAGCAGCUCAACAGAAGGAUUGCACACAGACAUUUUCAUCGCUCCAUCAAACAGAAGUGGCACUACAUCACACUCACCUUACAAUGAUGAUGGUCAUAAGAAAUCUCACAAUGACAACAAACUCUGCAAAUGCUCUCAGUGUGGGAAAACCUUUGGUACCAAGCAAACUUGUGAUGCACAUAUGAGGAGGUACACUGGCGAAAAACCUUUUUCCUGCUCAGUUUGUGAUCAAAGAUUUGCUCAAAAGCAAUAUUUGAAAGUACACAUAGGAACCCACACUGGUGAAAAACCUUUUUCCUGCUCAGUUUGUGGUCAAAGAUUCUCUCAAAAGCAACACCGACAAAGUCACAAAAGAACCCACACUGGCGAAAACCCUUUUUCCUGCUCAGUUUGUGGUCAAGCAUUCGCUCAAAAGCAAAACUUGAAAGUCCACAUGAGAACCCACACUUGGGAAAACCCUUUUUCCUGCUCAGUUUGUGGUCAAAGAUUCAGUCACAAGAGCAACUUAAAACAACACACAAGAACCCACACUGGCGAAAAACCCUUUUCCUGCUCAGUUUGUGGUCAAGGAUUCUCUCUAAAGCAACACCUACAAAGUCACCAAAGAACCCACACUGGCGAAAAACCUUUUUCCUGCUCAGUUUGUGGUCAAGGAUUCUCUCAAAAGCAAGACCGACAAAGUCACGAAAGAACCCACACUGGUGAAAAACCUUUUUCCUGCUCAGUUUGUGGUCAAGGAUUCGCUCAAAAGCAAUACCUAAAAGUCCACAUAAGAACCCACACUGGCGAAAAACCUUUUUCCUGUUCAGUUUGUGGUCAAAGAUUCGCUCAAAAGCCAAACUAGAAAGUCCACCUAAGAACCCACACUGGCGAAAAACCUUUUUCCUGCUCAGUUUGUGGUAAAGAUUCUCUCAUAAGCAAAACUUACAAAGUCACAAAAGAACCCACACUGGCGAAAAACCUUUCUCCUGCUCAGUUUGUGGUCAAGGAUUCACUCGAAAGCAUAACUUGAAAGUCCACAUAAGAACCCACACUGGCGAAAAACCUUUUUCCUGCUCAGUUUGUGGUCAAACAUUCAGUCACAAGAGCAACUUAAAACAACACACAAGAACCCACACUGGCGAAAAACCCUUUUCCUGCUCAGUUUGUGGUCAAGGAUUCUCUCAAAAGCAACACCUACAAAGUCACCAAAGAACCCACACUGGCGAAAAACCUUUUUCCUGCUCAGUUUGUGGUCAAGGAUUCUCUCAAAAGCAAAACUUGAAAGUCCACAUGAGAACCCACACUUGGGAAAACGCUUUUUCCUGCUCAGUUAGUGGUCAAAGAUUCAGUCACAAGAGCAACUUAAAACAACACACAAGAACCCACACUGGCGAAAAACCUUUUUCCUGCUCAGUUUGUGGUCAACGAUUCUCUCAAAAGGAACACUUAAAAGGACACACAAGAACCCACACUGGCGAAAAACCUUUUUUCCUGCUCAGUUUGUGAUAAAAGAUUCAGUCACAAGAGCACGUAAAAAAAAAAAAAACACUCAAGAACCCACACUGGCGAAAACCCUUUUUCCUGCUCAGUUUGUGGUCAAAGAUUCGCUCGAAAGCAAAACUUACAACAUCACGAAAGAACCCACACUGGCGAAAACGCUUUUCCUGCUCAAUUUGUGGUCAAAGAUUCGCUCAGACGAAUCGGAUGAAGAGACAGGUGUGUGUUGGUGUGAGAAGCAGUGGCCAAUGACUGUUUUGCCUGUCAUCCAUGCUGGCUUCAUCAGAUUUUGCAUGCAGGUUAGGUUGGGGGUUACGUUCGUAUUCGUGGUACACUUUAUUUUUGUGAUUGAAUUUUUGUUUGGACUCUGCCUUUUUGUGUUUUACCUUUUCUGGCCAUCAACGUCUUUCCCUUGGUUCUCUCGCUGACUGGCAUUAUUUAUAUCAUAAUCUCCCAUUCAAAGUACACUUGUCACAUUUGAUAUUUGAAACCGCAGUCCCCAAAUUCCAAAAAUUCAAAAUCAUUCAUAAAUAUUGUCAUUAAAUAAAUAUGGAAAUUUAGAAUAUAUUGUUCAAUAUUGCAAAAAAAAAAAAAAUUAAAAAAAAAAAAAAAAUGGCUAACAAAUGAGUUUUUUGUGUGGGGUUAAUGUAAAUAAAUAUAUUUUUUAAAUUACCAUUACUACUGGUGAUUGACAGAGUAUGAAGGCCAAAUAAAGAAAAACGAAGAAGAAGAAAAAAGGACUAUGACAGUAAAGUAGUGUUCUUACGACAAGAGUUUUUUUUAUUUUUCUUGUAGCAAGUCAAGUUUUGGUAUAUCAUUUUUGUUAAAAGUAAAUAUCUAAAUAAAUAGAAGACAUGGAAUCAUAUCUGUAUUUGGUUGAUGAAAUAUGUGUUGAAAAUGUUUUUGACAACUUGCUUGGUACAGGGGUCGCAUUGAACAAGGCGCUAUUGGAACGGAAACGUUCACUGUUGCCAUGGUUUUUUUGUAAUAAAUUCUACACAAACUUCCCCGUCUGUCUUCGAUCCAUGUUAUACGGCUCGCCG